Molecule: messenger RNA, 498 nt
Organism: Aspergillus welwitschiae
Lineage: Eukaryota; Fungi; Ascomycota; Eurotiomycetes; Eurotiales; Aspergillaceae
Exons: 2
Coding region: 1-498 (165 amino acids)
Source: RefSeq, a predicted model, not a curated record
AUGUGCACUGCUAAGGAGUGUACCAAAGAAUUCACAUCUAUCGACGAUUGGCGUAUCCACGUGGAAGACUAUUCCUUCGAUGCCGGGCGCAUAUGUCUCUACGAUAGCUGCGGUGAAUUCUUCUCAGCCAGCUCCAAUGAGUCGCUUGCCCAUGGGUCUCAUCUCUACCUCAAGCAUCAUGUCGAAUCGUGCCGCACGGAAGAACUGAGUAAAGUCUUUAUCGAUAAGAACUUUUGCUCUGUUGCGGAAGGAAGGAUGUGGUGCUCUCCUUGUCGCGAAUUGCUGGAAUUGGACAACCGUGCGGAGGUCCUCGACCAUUUCCAAGGGCAUAUCCAGGAUGGGUCUCAAUUCAAGAUCCCUGGGCAAACGAAAUAUCCAGACACCAACCGAGCGAGGCAGGCAGAAGUUGAACCAUCGGCCAGAUCCGCGAACGAAGGCAAAGAUGAUGUUGUCGAUCUUACUGGGCGCGGAAUUCUUGUUUACUGUGUGGAUGACUAG